AACACGCGCAACAUAAAGAUGGACGUGUACGAGCGGCGUAGAAAUGAUUGGGAGGAUUUUGACGUGUCGCGCGAGGAAUUGAGAAACAUAACCGACUGCCUGAAGAAGGAGGAGUUUCGCAAGCUGCUGAUCGAGUACGCGGAAGAGGUGACCGACCCGGACAACCGAAAGAUCUACGAGAAAGAGAUCACCCAGCUCGAGAAGGAGCGGGGCGUAGACGUGACGUUCGUUAACCCCGAGCCCGGUUACGUCAUUAAGACCAGCGUGGACGGCGACAGGAAGUGCUUCUUGAACAUCAGCAAGAACGAGGUUGUCGCGCGGCCCACCAGCCAGCCCUCGUAUGAACAGGGCCACCGCGGCCUCCAGUGGUCCAUCCCGUACACCCUGAUACCGCCCCGUUAUGACCUUGACAAGAAGAAUGUGCGAUGCGUGGUGUACGACGUGGUCUUCCAUCCGGACACCAUCUACCUGGCGUCCAAGAACGCGCGAUUCCGCGAGAUUGUCAAUGACACGGCGAUGGACGGCGUGGAGAGUAACUUCAAGGUGAAGCUGGACAGGAAGAAUCUGAAGUUUCCCAAGAUCAGCUUUAAAGGGAUGACGCAUCCCACAGUGAUCAGAAAACCUUCGGAAACGCCAUCAACAGAACCGCUGGACAUAGAACCGGAGAUCUAUCAGAAGAUAAUGUCGAGUUACGACGAGUGUCGCGAGAGCCAUUUGAAGCAGAGAGAGGAGAAGCCGCAACGUGCCCAGCCGACCACCACUUAUUACAAGGACAAGCAACAGAAGCCUGCGGACGAAAAAUACACUACUCCUACGUAUACCAUAAAACAUCAGUCCGAUGUGGAAUUGGAAGAUUUUGCUUUAAACCGAGACGCAAGGAUGUUUGCCACAGUCCCUAAAAGAAUAGUGAUUACCAUACAUCUGCCCCUGUUGAAGAGUGCUAACGAUGCGACGCUCGAUAUACACGAACGGUCUCUUACUUUGAAAAGCGACAAUCCUGCAAAGUAUUUCCUGAAUCUCCCAAUACCAUGUCGCGUGGACGGAGAUAGGGGGAAUGCUAGAUUUGAUCCAAAGUAUAAAAAGUUAAUCGUAACUUUACCAGUUAUUCCGCCAUCGAUGCCGAUAGAUGAAACCGAUAGGGCAGAUAACGGGGGUGAUAGCGAUCAAAACAGUGCUGUAUUAGUAACGUCCGAGGAUGACGAAAAAGACUUGUCUAAUAACAAAAUAAAACUAGUGGAAGAGUUUAAAAACGCGUGCAAAGAUAAAGAAUUGAAUAAAGCGAGUGAAGUAACGGAUAAGUGUGAAGAUACUGCUUUACGGACUAGUAAAACGAUCGAAAAAGCUGAUGCAUUUAUAAAUCCUAAUAUUAAGUACAAUCUUCCUCCUUAUACCUGUAACAUUUACAAUAAUCAGUUAGCCAUUGUUAUAAAUGUAAAAAAUGUGAAUCCGAGUGGGAUACGCCACAAAAUUUUAGAUAAUAAUGUAGGGCUACAUAUCUUGUUAACAUCUAUGGGUGCUGGAUUUUUUCCUCAAUAUUAUUCACUGUGUCUUAAAAUAGGAGACGGCUGUGUCGAGCCGGAAACUCUUACAAUUGAACCAUGGGAUAAUAAUGUUGUAUUUAGCAUCACAGUAAAGGAUAUUGAGAACAUAGCACAAUAUUUCGUUGGAGUGGACACAGAGUUCAUGGAGGGGAAAGAUCUUCCAACAGCAGCGUCAUUUACGAACAAGUUUAAAGAAUUAAUGUUCUCUCCGAAAGGCGAAUCUCAGGUGGAAAGGCAAAUUUCUGUACAGCCGCAAGAUGACGGUGUCGUUAUAAAUAUUCGUCCAAAUCAGCAGGAUUCUGAUGACGAAGAUGAGCAUGAAGCAAACGCAAGAGUCGUGAAACGACGGCAAGAGAAGAAGCACGUCAUUGAGAAAGCCAGAUCAGUCUCGGAAAGCAGCGGAGAUGAAUUGGCAAGCAAUAGCAGUGGUAGUAGUGCGAGGCACUCGAAAGGAAUAUUAAAGUCACGUCGCGCUCGCGAUUUCUCGCGUUCCAUGUCCGAAUCGAGCGCCGACGAAAACAGUCUACCUGCAUCGUGUACAGAUUAUCAUUAUGAUCAUUACGAUUCCGUACACGAUAUCAAUUCUGAAUCGGAUUGUUCCAGUUUAAAGAAGACUGUACGGUUUAACGAUGUAGUUUCGCGGCAGUUAUUUAGGUCUAAUUCGAGUAUUCUUGGACAGCGAAAGAAGAACCAACGUAAACUGCGCAACAAGAAACGCGCGCAUGAUCGCCGACUAAGCGAAAGUGAGAAUUCUGAAACCGAAGAGCGUGACAAAUAUAAAGUAGAUUAUAAACGUUCGCCGAGUGAGGAAACUUCUGACAACGUGAAACCCAUACUUGCUCGAGACAAACAUUCGCAGCAACAAAGAACCGCCAACAUAGAAAUCACAAAAUCGAACGCCGAUGAUAAACAUUCUUCGCAUAAGCGUAAGUCUAGCUUUGAAGAAAAACCCACCGAAGAUGUUCAAGCCGAUACCUCGACUAAAGCCACGAAAGAUGCAGUUCAGUUGGAAUUUAAGAAUGAUCUGAUAUUUGAUCUUGAUAUGUAAACGUGAACUACAAGGUAAUUAUGCAUAAUAAGUAUGUGAUAGACGCGAUCGAGGAUGUUAUUGCGAUUUUUUAGUAACUUAGUAACUGGUAACUGGCAACUCAAUGAUAAUACCGUAAAUUUACAUAUGUAUAACGUUGCAAACUAUUUUAUGAUUUUAGUAUCAAAAACUAUUUAGAUGGGAAUAAUUUUCUCGUGAGUUAUUAGUGGUAGAAGUAGCAACCAAGGAAACAUGGCAAAUCAAAAUUAUUAAUUUAUUUAAAUAUUUGACUUUAAUUAAUGAUAAGCGAAGUAUUAAGAGUAGCUUCUAAUACCGUAAAUCCAUAAAAAGAAAUAGAGCUUUGCUUAAUAUAAAAAUUAUACCUUAACUCGGAAAAUAUUCGUAUUAAAAUGCGUAGAUAAUGGCAACACGGUAAGAGAUAUUUUUAAUUGGAAUUUUAAAGAAAACUGAUUACAUCGCCAUUGGAUGGAUUUAAUGAAUCUGCCAAGAAAAGAGAUAUAUAUACAUGUUCCUUUUUUAUGCAUGAUAAAUAUUACUGCCGUAUAACGUACGUAAUUUUUACUCACAGAUUACGCUUGAUUAAAUCAAGAAUGGUCAAAUGAUAAAUCGCAAAUACUUUAAUAGAGGUAUACAUACAAUUUUAAUGGACAUCAUAUCGCAUGAAUUUAUGCAAAAGUAUGUGUGCAAUAUACACAUCGUAACAUAUACAAUGCUUGCGCCAAGAGUUAGCACAUGUAUACAAAUGCAUUGGUAUUGCAAUGAGCGCUUGCCAAAAGAUUAUAUGUAUGAUAACAAAAAUAAAUAUGGUUUUGCUUCGAAAAUUGCUAAUCACGUGACACUGAAUUUUCGAUGCCUAAUGUUAUCUGAGUCAUGUUGUAAAAAUAUUGAAAGUUGUCUAUUUAAAAAAAAAAAAUGUUUUUUGUUGGAUGAGACAAAAUUGAAGUAUUUAUCGAUUUUACAUAUUAUAUGUCGAUAUUUUGUAAUUAAAAUUGUAUAUAAGUUAUUUUGAUCUGGUCGCGACGGAAAAUAUUUACAUAUCUGCGCUCUUUUCAUUCCUAUAUUAUAUACCAUAUUUAAAGAUUUUUACUGAUAAGCAACCCACAUAAAUUAAUACGUUCACGCAACAGUGUAUGCCUGUAAUGAUAUAACGCAAGAAUGAAAUAAACAGACACACAAUGUUUUUA
This is a messenger RNA of Temnothorax curvispinosus, 3773 nucleotides long. RefSeq names its product protein kintoun (gene Nop17l). NCBI's taxonomy places the organism in Eukaryota, Metazoa, Arthropoda, Insecta, Hymenoptera, Formicidae. The record is from RefSeq and is a predicted model, not a curated record. The transcript is spliced from 4 exons. Gene Ontology annotation, cellular component: cytoplasm. Bases 19 to 2589 code for a protein of 856 amino acids. Gene Ontology annotation, biological process: axonemal dynein complex assembly.